Messenger RNA from Dipodomys ordii (Ord's kangaroo rat), 2442 nucleotides. It is a transcript of the gene Utp25, whose product is annotated as digestive organ expansion factor homolog (zebrafish). The record is from RefSeq and is a predicted model, not a curated record. Gene Ontology annotation, cellular component: nucleolus; small-subunit processome. The coding region runs from base 1 to 2007 and encodes 668 amino acids. Lineage: Eukaryota; Metazoa; Chordata; Mammalia; Rodentia; Heteromyidae. Gene Ontology annotation, biological process: maturation of SSU-rRNA from tricistronic rRNA transcript (SSU-rRNA, 5.8S rRNA, LSU-rRNA). Gene Ontology annotation, molecular function: U3 snoRNA binding; rRNA binding. The transcript has 10 exons.
AUGGGCAAGCGCCGAAGCCGGAGCCAGAACCAGCUGCUCAGUACCCUGACGAAAAAGCAGAAGAAGCAUCUUCGCGAUUUCGGCGAGGAGCAUCCCUUCUACGACCGCCCUUCAGUUACCGCCGCCGUGGCCUCGGCCCGAGAUGCCCGGAUCCGUGGUGAGCGUCGUGGAUCUCGGGGUCAGCCUCUGCGAGCGGCUUUAGUUGCCGUCCCAGGCACGGCUCUAAUCGAGACGCUGGGGAAGACUAGGAAUCCCCUGCCAUUUGCACUGUGUGCUGACACUCUGUAUUCUAAAUUAGAUCCAUUUCUGCAACACAUAAACAAAGAACUGAAAGAAAAAGAAGUUGAGGCUGUUGCCACAAAUCCCAAAACUACCCACCAGCUAAAAUGGCCCAUCCUGGGCCAGCUUGUCUUUUCAUCCAAGUUUCAGAAGUUGGAAACAUUUAAACCUCCAAAGGAUAUUGACUUACAAUCACUUCAUCUCCAAAAGCCUCUGGAAUCCACCUGGACCAAGACCAAUAGUCAGUUCCUGUCUGGCUCUCCAAAAUCCAAUGGUUCCUUCACCCCCCUCCAGAAAGAGCUCUUCUUAAUUAUGAAUUCCUACCGGGACCUGUUCUACUCAGAGAGGACGGCUCUGAAGAACGGGGAAGAGAUCCGUCACGUGUACUGCUUGCAUGCAAUCAAUCAUGUCCUCAAAGCUAAUGCCCAGGUGCUAGGCAACAACAGCAGACGCCGAAGCCAGAAACUUGGGGUGGGCGAUGAUGAUGACUUCAGAGACCAAGGGCUAACAAGGCCCAAGGUGCUGAUUGUGGUGCCUUUCCGGGAAGCUGCCUUGCGGGUGGUGCAGCUGUUCAUCAGCCUCCUUGAGGGCGACAGCAAGAAGAAAAUAAUCGUAAGCAAUAAGAAAAGGUUUCAGGGAGAAUACGGAUCCGAUCCUGAGGAGAGACCACCCAACCUGAAGAGACCUGAGGACUAUGAAGCUGUGUUUGUGGGCAAUAUCGAUGACCACUUCAGGAUUGGUGUGGCAAUUCUUCAGAGAAGCAUCCGACUCUAUGCCCCUUUUUACUCCUCCGACAUCCUCAUUGCUUCCCCUCUUGGCUUAAGGACCAUCAUUGGUGGAGAAGGAGAGAAGAAAAGAGAUUUUGACUUUUUGUCAUCUAUUGAGCUUCUCAUCAUUGAUCAAGCUGACAUUUACCUGAUGCAGAACUGGGAGCAUGUCCUGCAUCUGAUGAAUCACAUGAACCUACUGCCCUUGGACUCCCAUGGCGUAGACUUUUCUCGGGUGCGAAUGUGGAGCCUCAAUAAUUGGUCUAAAUACUAUCGUCAGACACUGCUGUUUGGGGCCUUGCAGGAUGCCCAGGUCAACUCACUGUUCAGCAAGCACUGCAUCAAUUUUCAAGGCCAGGUGGCAGUGCGGAACGUCCCGAUGACAGGCUCCAUCAGCCAUGUGCUGGUGCAGCUUCCCCAUGUCUUCCAGAGGAUGGAAACGGAAAACCUCGCUUCAGUGAUUGAUGCCAGGUUUAACUUUUUCAUAAGUAAGAUUUUGCCUCAGUACCGAGAUGCCGUCAUGUCCCACACACUCAUCUAUGUCCCUUCCUACUUUGACUUUGUGCGUCUCCGGAAUUACUUCAAGAAGGAGGAACUGAACUUCACCCACAUCUGCGAAUACACCCAGAAGUCUGGUGUCUCCAGGGCCAGACAUUUCUUUCUUCAAGGAGAAAAGCAGUUUCUACUCCUGACAGAACGCUUUCAUUUCUACAAAAGGUAUACCAUAAAAGGCAUCAGGAACCUGAUAUUCUACGAACUGCCGACAUAUCCUCACUUCUACAGUGAAAUCUGUAACAUGCUGAGAGCCACCAACAGAGGAGAGGAGGCCACGUGGACCUGUACUGUCCUCUACUCCAAGUACGAUGCGCAGAGGUUAGCAGCUGUGGUCGGUGUGGAGCGGGCAGCCCAGAUGCUGCAGUCCCAGAAGAACGUCCACCUCUUCAUUACUGGAGAAAAAUGAGAGUUUGUCAGACUGGAUGAGGUAUUGAGUGGGACGCAUUGCCCUUGUGCCCCUGGGCCAUUUCUGAGGAUUCCUCCCUCAGGAAGGAUGGCCAUAGGGAUGAGCUCUCUGUCGUGCCCUGUUACCUGAUGCUUGUGUGUUUUCAGGUCUUGUCCCUGGGAACUUCACUGUCAACCAAACUUUGUUCAAUCUCAGCAUUCAGAGUCCCUAACUUCUACUUUUUUUUUCUAAUUAUGAUUUUUGCUUCUAAUUUAUUUCACUUGGAAAAUUCUUUCAGAUCUGCCUGUUUGUUUUGGCACUUUCUUGAAAGUAAAGCAUCCACGUCACAGCUUGUGAAUCUUGGUGAGAAAUUGGAACACUUUCUCAUUGCUGUGUGUCAUCUUCGUUUUCGAUGGCAGAUUGUGGAAAACUGCUAUUUUUCCCCAGCCAAACUUU